AUGGAGCGGCUGCUGCAGCGAGAGAGGCCUCGGGUGCAGCGACAGCUUCAGCGGCUGCAGAAGAAGUUGCAGAGGGAGCGGCAGCGCCGGCAACAGCUCGAGGCCCAGAUUCAGCAGGCGCAGGGAAGUGUAGAGAUGAUGAGCCAGCCGAUGCAGCAGCACCUCCUUCUGCAGCACCUGCUUUGGCAACAGCGGCAGCAGCAGCAAUAUUUGCACCAUCAGCAGUGGCAGCAUUUGCUACACCAGCAGCAGCAGCAGCAGCAGUUUUUGCUUCAACACCAGCAACAGUAUUUGCUUCAACAGCAGGCGCAUUUCCACGGGAUGCAACAACAGCAGCAACAGCUGUCCUUGCCUGCGGGUGAACAACAACAGCAGCAGGCUUUGCUUCAACGAGACCAGGAGAAAGCGGAGCGCUCAGUACAGCAGCAGGCGCAGCAGGUGACGCCUCCUGAGAGGCCCGCACAGAAACGCAAGCAGGGUAGGCCACAGGAGGCGCAUUUGCCGGGGAUGCAACAGCAGCAGCAACAGCUGUCCUUGCCUGCGGGUGAACAACAACAGCAGCAGGCUUUGCUUCAACAAGACCAGGAGAAAGGGGAGCGCCCAGAGCAGCAGCAGGCGCAGCAGGUGACGCCUCCUGAAAGGCGCCCACAGAAACGCAAGCAGCAUAGGCCGAGGCGGGCAGAGCAAGCGGAGGAGCUACCACCGAAGAGAGGCCUACAGCGGGCGUUGCGGCCUGCCACCCAGACUUCAGGGCAGUCACUAGAAGAUGAAUGGAUCCGCCUGCUGCCGCUGCUGAGGCAUCAAGGCAGGAAGCUCCUGGAGGUCCUGCAGCAGGCACUGGAGCAGCAACGAAUAGUUAGGACGACGCCGGCUGAGCUUUUGAUUAACUUGAGGCGCGGCGUGACAGCUUGGCCUGGCAGACGGGACCUCAUGCCGCUAUUGGUGGAGGCCCGUGAGCUGCUGUCAAAGCAGUUCCUGUAUUUUGAUGACAUGGAGAAGUUGGCGCAUGUAGCAGAGGCUCUUAUAGAACAUGGGACGAACCAUCAGCGUCAAGACCUCUCGGAACACUCGCCCACCCGAGCAGUUGAGCGGUUGGGGAUGCGUUUUCUCCUGAUGGAUGCUGUGGUCUCUGCCUUUAUAGUUCUCGGGCAGAAACCGGACGAGAAGUUGUGGAAGUCCUUCACAGAUGCCAUCAACCACAAACCUCCCUUGGGGCAUUUCUACGGGAUGCUAGGAGGGCGAGAGACUUGGGCCUCUCAGGCGCUGCAGCUCAGCAGGGCAAUAGAAACACUGAAGACGGGGAAGAGGCCGAAGGCAGCAGACCUCGUGCACCUCAAGAGGAUGCUCAUCUGCUCGCCCUCCUCUCAUCCGCGUUUCAAAAAGCCGGAUUUCAAUCCCUGGAGGCAGGAUAACUCCGAAGGCGCCGAUGGAGAAUAG
Messenger RNA from Eimeria mitis, 1437 nucleotides. RefSeq lists its product as uncharacterized. The coding region runs from base 1 to 1437 and encodes 478 amino acids. The record is from RefSeq and is a predicted model, not a curated record. The transcript has 3 exons. Lineage: Eukaryota; Apicomplexa; Conoidasida; Eucoccidiorida; Eimeriidae.